AUGUCUGCGGCAAACAGCAUCAAGGUCGUCGCCCGCUUCCGCCCCCAGAACCGGCUCGAACUCGAAUCUGGGGGCAAGCCUAUCGUCGCCUUCCAGGGCGAUGAUAGUUGCUCGCUCGACUCCAAAGAUGCACAGGGGUCCUUCACCUUUGACAGGGUCUUCGACAUGGAAUGCCAGCAACAGGACAUUUUCGACUUUUCGAUCCGGCCGACUGUCGACGAUAUCCUCAACGGCUACAAUGGAACCGUCUUCGCCUAUGGCCAGACUGGUGCCGGUAAAUCAUACACCAUGAUGGGUACCGGCAUCGAGGACGAGGCUGGUCGCGGUGUCAUUCCCCGCAUCGUCGAGCAAAUAUUCGCCAGCAUCAUGUCCAGUCCCAGCACAAUCGAAUACACAGUCCGCGUAAGCUACAUGGAAAUCUACAUGGAGCGCAUUCGAGAUCUUUUGGCUCCGCAAAAUGAUAAUCUCCCAGUCCACGAGGAGAAGAAUCGCGGCGUCUACGUCAAGGGUCUGCUGGAAAUCUACGUCUCCAGCGUCCAAGAAGUGUACGAGGUCAUGCGGCGCGGUGGAAACGCCCGUGCUGUCGCUGCCACAAACAUGAACCAGGAGUCCUCUCGGUCGCAUUCCAUUUUUGUCAUUACCAUCACCCAAAAGAAUGUCGAGACUGGGUCGGCGAAGAGCGGUCAACUGUUCUUGGUUGAUUUGGCGGGCAGCGAAAAGGUGGGGAAGACUGGCGCCAGCGGCCAGACCCUGGAGGAGGCCAAAAAGAUCAACAAGAGUCUGAGUGCUCUCGGCAUGGUUAUCAAUGCCCUCACGGACGGAAAAUCUUCUCACGUUCCCUACCGUGACUCAAAACUGACCCGAAUCCUACAAGAGUCUCUCGGUGGUAACAGUCGCACCACCCUCAUCAUCAACUGCUCACCCAGCAGCUACAACGACGCUGAGACGCUAGGUACCCUGCGAUUUGGUACGAGAGCGAAGAGCAUCAAGAACAAGGCGAAAGUCAAUGCCGAACUUAGCCCCGCAGAGCUCAAAGCGCUUCUCAAAAAGGCCCAGGGCCAAGUCACCAACUUUGAGUCGUACAUUUCCAAUCUCGAAAGUGAAGUCCAGCAAUGGCGCUCCGGAGAGCCGGUUCCCAAAGACAAAUGGGCCCUCCCUACCUCUGAUGUGGUUGCGAAGAAGCCCACCGAGACGAGACAGCCACAGCGCCCCUCGACGCCAUCACGCCUAUCCGCCGAGAACCGAUCCGAGACACCACUUCCCUCAGAGCGCGCCAGCACGCCAGUCAUUGCUCUGGAAAAAGAUGAACGUGAAGAGUUCCUCCGCCGCGAGAACGAACUACAAGAUCAGCUCGCUGAGCGAGAGUCGCAUGCUACUACGGCUGAGAAGCUACUACGCGAGACCAAGGAGGAAUUGAGCUUCAUCAAGGAGCAUGACACCAAGACCGGCAAGGAGAAUGAGCGCCUGACUACCGAAGUCAAUGAGUUCAAGAUGCAGUUAGAGCGUCUUAACUUUGAGGGCAAGGAAGCCCAUAUCACGAUGGAUGCGCUCAAGGAGGCCAACUCGGAGCUGACUGCCGAGCUCGACGAGGUCAAGCAGCAGCUCCUUGAUGUCAAGAUGAGCGCCAAGGAGAACGGCGUCGCCUUUGACGAGAAGGAGAAGAGAAAGGCCGAGAAGAUGGCCAAAAUGAUGGCCGGCUUUGAUCUCGGCGGUGACGUCUUCAGCGAGAACGAAAGGCAAAUUGCCCAAGCCAUUAAGCACAUCGAAACUCUACACGAGCACAGCAAGAUUGGCGACAACAUUGCCCCCGAGGAGUUCGAGGCGCUCAGGAUCAAGUUGAUUGAGACGCAGGGCAUCGUAAGACAGGCUGAGCUGUCUAUGUACAGUGUGCCCGCCAGCGAUAUGGACUCGCGCCGUCGCCACGAGCUGGAAGUCCGACUUGAGGGUCUUCAGCAAGAGUAUGAGGAUGUGCUAACCAAGAACUUGAGCGAGACCGACAUUGAGGAAGUCAAGGCUCGCCUCGAGAGCGCCCUUGCUGGCCGGCAAAGUACCCAGAUCCAGUUGGUGGAUGACCUCAAGGCCGAGGCCGCGCAAAAGGCCACUGAGAACUCGCGGAUGAAAACACUAAUUGACGACCUUCAACAACGCGUCAAGUCGGGUGGCGCCGUGCCGAUGGCCAACGGCAAGACGGUCCAGCAGCAGAUUGCCGAAUUCGACGUCAUGAAGAAGAGCCUCAUGAGAGACUUGCAGAACCGCUGCGAGCGUGUCGUGGAGCUUGAAAUAUCCUUGGACGAGACUCGCGAGCAGUACAACAAUGUUCUGCGGUCAUCAAACAAUCGCGCCCAACAAAAGAAGAUGGCAUUCUUGGAGCGAAACCUGGAGCAGCUCACGCAAGUUCAGCGUCAGCUUGUCGAGCAAAACUCGGCACUGAAGAAGGAAGUGGCCAUUGCAGAGCGCAAGCUGAUUGCUCGCAACGAGCGUAUCCAAAGCCUCGAGGGCCUGCUGCAAGACAGCCAGGAGAAGAUGGCUGCCGCCAACCACAAAUUCGAAGUACAACUCAACUCGGUCAAGGAGCGCCUCGAGGCAGCCAAGGCCGGCGGCAACCGUGGCCUCAACUCUGGUCCAGGCGGCUUCAGCUUCGCUAAUGCUGGCAGCCGCAUCGCCAAACCCCUCCGGGGUGGCGGCGGUGAUGGCCCUGUCGUGCCCACGAUCCAGAACAUUCAGCAGACAGAUGGCGCCGCCAGCAACAAGCGCGGCAGCUGGUUCUUCAGCAAGUCAUAA
This is a messenger RNA of Cordyceps militaris CM01, 2781 nucleotides long. RefSeq names its product kinesin heavy chain. The transcript is spliced from 3 exons. The coding region runs from base 1 to 2781 and encodes 926 amino acids. Gene Ontology annotation, molecular function: microtubule binding; ATP binding; microtubule motor activity. Gene Ontology annotation, biological process: microtubule-based movement; mitotic spindle organization. The record is from RefSeq and is a predicted model, not a curated record. Lineage: Eukaryota; Fungi; Ascomycota; Sordariomycetes; Hypocreales; Cordycipitaceae.